AUGUCACAGCUGCAAGAGCUAUUCAACCGAGCCAUAGAGCCACUUCCAGCAAUCUCGGACACGAGUUUCGCAUCGCACUUUGACAGAUAUGCCGAUAAACAAGUAGUUCUUCUAGGCGACGGCAGCCAUGGCACGUCUGAAUUCUACCACGCACGGGCCGAGAUAACGAAAAGAUACAUAAAGGAACACGGCUUCACCAUGGUCGCCAUUGAAGCUGACUGGCCGGAUGCCGAGGCAAUUGACAGAUACGUGCGUCUGCGAGCAGGUCCCAAAGCGCAGAUCGGCGGUAAAGCGAAAGGGAUCGAGCCCUUCAAGCGAUACCCAACUUGGAUGUGGCGCAACCGCGAGAUGCAAGAUCUCGUAGAGUGGAUGCGAAAUUGGAACAAAGAUCUCCCCCAAGCCCUGCGCGUUGGAUUUUACGGACUGGAUUUAUAUAGUAUGGGCGCAUCGAUUCGAGCUGUGAUCGACUACCUUGACAGUGUGGACCCAGAAGCGGGCAAAGAAGCACGAAAACGAUAUGGGUGUCUUGCGCCAUGGGCGGAAGAUCCGACAGCAUAUGGACUGGCUUCGCUUCGUGGAUUGAAGGAUUGCGAGAGCGAGGUAUUGCUGAUCCUGCAUGACCUUCUGGAGAAACGAUUGCAAUAUAUCACGGAGAACUUUAAAGACGGCGAUGAAUAUCACAGUGGCGAACAGAAUGCUUAUCUUGUGCGUGAUGCGGAGAAAUACUACAAGGCUAUGUACUGGAGUGAGGCUAGCUCGUGGACCUUGAGAGAUACGCACAUGUUCGGCACUCUACAACGAAUCAUGCAACAUCGUCCACCGCCGGCAAACAAGGCUAUCGUGUGGGCUCAUAACUCGCACGUUGGCGAUGCUCGUUACACAAGCAUGGGAAUGCGUCGCGAUGAGCUCAACAUUGGCCAAUUGUGCAGAGAGGGAUUUGGUCGAGAGAACGUUGCUAUUCUUGGUUGUGGAACCCACACAGGAACUGUCGCUGCGGCCCAUGAAUGGGACGAGGAUAUGCAGAUCAUGGAUGUUCGGCCCUCGAGAGAAGAUAGCUGGGAGAUAAUUGCCCACGACACUGGCGUACCGAGCUUUCUUCUUGACCUUCGACGGGGCCAUCUUGACACUACUCUCCGCGCUGCUCUUGCUAGAGAGAACCGUCUCCAGCGAUUCAUCGGUGUUAUUUAUAGACCCGAGACUGAAAGGGCCUCUCAUUACUCCCAGGCAAUUAUUCAUAAGCAGUUUGAUGGAUAUGUUUGGUUUGAUCGGACAGAGGCCGUCAGGCCGUUGGAGGCUAUCCAGCCCAAAACAGCUCUUGGAAAAGAGGAAACGUAUCCUUUUGGAUAUUAG
This is a messenger RNA of Penicillium pulvis, 1350 nucleotides long. Its product is annotated as putative erythromycin esterase. The record is from RefSeq and is a predicted model, not a curated record. The coding region runs from base 1 to 1350 and encodes 449 amino acids. The transcript has a single exon. Gene Ontology annotation, biological process: response to antibiotic. NCBI's taxonomy places the organism in Eukaryota, Fungi, Ascomycota, Eurotiomycetes, Eurotiales, Aspergillaceae.